AUGAUAAGGCGUCCACCAACAGUUGUUUGUUACAUCUGUGGCCGUGAAUAUGGGACCAAAUCUAUUAGCAUCCAUGAGCCACAAUGUCUGAAAAAGUGGCAUAAUGAGAACAAUCUGUUGCCUAAAGAACUAAGGAGACCAGAACCCAAAAAACCAGAAGUCAGAACCAUUACAGCCAAAGGGUUCUACGAUCUUGACGCCUUAAAUGAAGCUGCUUGGACAAGUGCCCAGAGCCAACUGGUUCCCUGCAACGUUUGUGGGCGCACCUUCCUGCCAGACAGACUAAUUGUUCACCAGCGAUCUUGUAAACCCAAAGCCACCAAGUAA
Molecule: messenger RNA, 327 nt
Organism: Apodemus sylvaticus (European woodmouse)
Lineage: Eukaryota; Metazoa; Chordata; Mammalia; Rodentia; Muridae
Gene: Znf475
Product: zinc finger protein 474
Exons: 2
Coding region: 1-327 (108 amino acids)
Source: RefSeq, a predicted model, not a curated record